UGGGUUCUCCUCAAAACUGCACCACACCCACCGCUGAGUUUAGAGUCUUUCGUCUUGUCGGGUUUAGGUUGAAAAACAACUUUUACUCGUAUGUUCUUGUCAUCAUGUCGAACACCGUGAAGAGCCUCACGGUGAUCUAUAACCCCGCCAGUAAUGAGCAAAACACCUUUACCAGUGGCGACUGUGUUUCUGGUGAGUUAACGCUGGAAGUUGCCAAAGAGUGCAAAAUAGACUCCCUAUUAAUUCAGUUCAAGGGGAAAGCACGGGUGUUGUGGAGCGAGAGAAUCGGUCAAACUACUGUAACUUACUACUCAAAGGACAAGUACUUCAGCAUCAAACACUACUUCCUGUGGGACAAAGAUAGCGGAGAUGACAACGAAACACUAUUGACAAACCAGUUGGGAAAUCCAUACAGCAAUGUCGUUGCCCCAGGAUCCCAUGUUUACCCAUUCAGCUUCCAGAUCCCUCCCCAAGAUAUGCCCUCUUCCUUCGACGGUGCCUUUGGUAAAAUUGUGUACGCGCUAAAAGCCAAGCUGAGCAGAUCAAUGAGGGCUCCAACGAAGGAUUCUACCAAAAUCAACUUUGUUAAGAAGGCAGACCUGACCGGUGACCCUGGGCUGAUGGAACCACAGCAUGAGUCUAAGGAUAAGAAAAUGAAGUUUUUCAACUCAGGAACAGUAGCCAUGGAUGUGAAUCUUGAAAAGACAGGUUUCUUCCAAGGAGAAGGACUAAAGGUUAUGGCCUACAUUCAGAACAACUCAUCUCGCGAGAUCAAGCCCAAGUACUGUGUGUACAGAAAGCAUAGCUUCUUUGCACGAGGAAAAAGAAGAGUUUCAACUCAAGACUUGUAUAAAGAGGUGGGAGAGCCCAUCCCCCCGUCUUCUAACCAAAAUGUCACAAGAGUCCUCUCCAUCCCACUCGAUGUGGAGCCGUCCAUCCUCAACUGCAGCAUCCUCAAAGCAGAGCACAGACUCAGGGUCUACCUUGAUGUCAAAUAUGCUUCGGACCCAGAGAUCAAAUUCCCCAUAGUCAUCCUGCCGGCCCCUAUGGUUCCUGGUGUGGAGGCGCCCCCACUCGCUGCUUCUGGUUUUGGAUUUGAACCAUUUGGAAAAACCUACCCACCAUCCUGGGGAAUGGUCCCUCCACAACCACCAUCAGCACCCCAACCCUCAGCACCCCAACCCUCAGAUCCCCAACCCUCAGACCCCCCUCCUGCCUAUGGACAUGGGACGCACCCUCCUUUGAUAGAUCUUGGAAAUGAAUAUAAUUGGUUGGACUGUGAAGAUAUGUGGACAUUUCAGAGGUAAAAACGAAAUUAGAGUUAAUGCUUUCAUUAUAUUGUAAAGCUAAAAAGUAUAUCCCUUUAUUAGUAUUGCAUUUUGUUUACGACAUACAUUUACAUUUAAGCUGUACAAUAUUUACUAUUUUUACAUUACAUUAAAAAGGACAAUACUUUGUGUAGAAGUAGGCUCGUUGGUAUUUAUCUGGUUAGCCACAACCACAAACAGAACUGGUUCAAACUAGACAAAAACAGUUAACCAUUUGUGAUCAGUUGUAAAACAAUCACUGUUGAAAAACUCCUAAUAUGUUACUGCAGUCUUCAAAGCGUCAGGGGGAGAUUUACAAGCAUAAGAUGUCUCUAUGAGAAAACACCAUGAAAUGCUUUUUGAGUAUUAAUUUUCCUAAAUGUGGAGAGCACAACACUUUUGAUUCAUGAUGGAAAAAAGGCGCCAGAGAGAUAUGUUGUGUUAUAUUGCAUUAACUGACAUUUCUUUCUAACAGUUGGUCCAUGCAAACUGACACGGAUAAAGCAAAUCAGAAAAUAAAACACUGUGAUCAAGUCAUAUUAGUCUACAAUCAACCAGGUUAAGUGUAGCCUUGAUUACUUGGACAUAAUAUAAAUAAAAUAGAAAAAACAUAUCUAAGAGCAAUAUUUUAGAUUCAGUACUUUAUGUCCUAAUAGCUAAUGUUUAUAAUGUAAAGGAGGUGCACCACUUUGAGAUACAUGUUGUUACUGAUGUUAUGGUAUUAAUGCUUCAGUUUUCUUUGGUGGAAACACAAGUGGUGGUGAAAAGGAUAAUGACAUCACUUGGUAUAGAAAGCAUUCAGUGCAGUGACCCCAGUUUUUUUAUAUAGUAAAAACGAAAUUCCUUAUUGUACCUGAAAACGUUGUUAUUUGUACGACUGUAAGGUUGGCCCUGAUUCCCAUCUUACCUUAUGGGAAUAACAUUUUGCACUUUUAGGAGCCUACUAGUAAGUGCAUUGAACAAAUCAAUGACUGGAUGUGUCAGAACUUUCUCCAAUUAAACAAAGAUAAAACUGAGGUAA
Molecule: messenger RNA, 2328 nt
Organism: Trematomus bernacchii (emerald rockcod)
Lineage: Eukaryota; Metazoa; Chordata; Actinopteri; Perciformes; Nototheniidae
Product: arrestin domain-containing protein 3-like
Biological process (GO): protein transport
Cellular component (GO): plasma membrane; cytoplasm
Source: RefSeq, a predicted model, not a curated record